AUGGGCCGCGAAGAUGGAGAUGUUUCUAAAAGACGCAAGUUGGAUUUCAAUCCUUUGAAAUCUGACGAUCGAUUCGCAGUGCCUGCUCGACCUUCAACAUCUCGCAGCAGUAGUAGAUCUCCCUCGAAGUUUCAAAGCCGACCGAGCAAUGGCUCUGCGACGCCACGAUAUACUCCUUCGGCCCGGUCAGCCCCCAAGCAGAAAGAAUUUGAUGAACCGGAGCCGUUCGUUGAUGAGGAGGAUUCGAAAGCACUAGACAGAGAUUGGUAUGCGGGCGAUGAGACGGGACACAUCUUUGGAGAUGAUUCACACAACCCAUUCGGCUCCUACGACAAUUCUUGGGCAGAGCAGCAACGAGAAGUAGCUUUAGUCGAAAAGAAAACGGUCAAGCGUCAGAGCGCUCGAGCCGCUCAAAAACAAAAAGAUGUUGAUGCAUGGGAGACGAAUCGAAUGCUCACCUCUGGUGUUGCACAGCGAAGAGACUUUGGCGAUGACUUCGAGGACGACGAGGAGGCUACUAGAGUUCAUCUCCUCGUACAUGACCUUAAACCUCCAUUUUUAGAUGGGAGGACAGUUUUUUCGAAACAGUUGGAGCCUGUGCCGGCAGUGCGUGAUUUCCAGAGCGAUAUGGCAGUUUUUAGUCGCAAGGGAAGUAAAGUGGUAAAGGAGAGGCGGCAGCAGAAAGAGAGACAAAAACAGGCCCAAGAUGCAACGAAUAUGGCUGGCACGGCGCUUGGAAAUCUCAUGGGGGUGAAAGAAGAAGAAGGCGACAGUGCGGCCCCAAUGAUGGGCGAGGAAGAACCACAGGGAAGUAGCAAAUUUGCUCAACAUAUGAAGAAGAACGACGGUGCUAGUAACUUCAGUCAGAGCAAGUCAUUAAGAGAACAGCGAGAAUAUCUUCCUGCAUUUGCGGUGCGAGAGGAUCUCCUCAGAGUAAUUCGAGAUAAUCAGGUGGUCAUCUGUGUUGGUGAGACUGGAUCUGGAAAAACGACCCAAAUCACUCAAUUCCUCUACGAAGAAGGUUAUGGAAACACGGGUCUGAUAGGAUGCACGCAACCUCGAAGAGUGGCGGCUAUGUCUGUAGCGAAGCGUGUCAGUGAGGAGAUGGAGUGUAAAUUAGGGGGUACUGUUGGUUAUGCCAUCCGAUUCGAGGACUGUACGAGCAAAGAAACAGUGAUAAAGUAUAUGACAGAUGGUGUUUUACUGAGAGAAUCGUUGAACGAGCCAGAUCUGGAUCGUUAUUCCUGCGUUAUCAUGGAUGAAGCUCACGAACGGGCGCUCAAUACGGAUGUCCUAAUGGGUCUGUUUAAGAAGGUUCUUGCACGUCGUAGGGAUCUUAAGUUAAUAGUAACAUCUGCAACGAUGAACUCGAAGCGAUUUUCGGAUUUCUAUGGUGGAGCCCCCGAAUUUUUCAUCCCAGGACGUACCUUUCCGGUUGACGUUAUGUAUCACCGCUCACCUGUGGAAGACUAUGUGGAUCAGGCGGUUCAACAAGUAUUGGCCAUUCAUGUAUCUCAGGGUGCAGGUGAUAUUUUGGUAUUUAUGACUGGACAAGAGGAUAUUGAAUGUACUUGCGAGCUUAUCCAGGAACGUCUCAAUGCUCUCAACGAUCCACCGAAACUUCUCAUUUUACCUAUUUACAGUCAAAUGCCAGCAGAUCUACAAGCGAAGAUUUUCGACAGAGCCGCACCUGGUGUUAGAAAGGUCAUUGUUGCGACAAAUAUUGCCGAGACCAGUUUGACGGUUGAUGGUAUUAUGUAUGUUGUGGAUGCUGGAUACUCGAAAUUGAAGGUGUACAACCCGCGCAUGGGAAUGGAUACUCUACAAAUCACGCCGAUCUCACAAGCGAAUGCGUCUCAACGUGCUGGUCGUGCUGGGCGUACCGGGCCAGGAAAAGCUUUUCAUCUCUUUACUGAAGCUGCCUUCAAGGAUGAACUCUAUAUUCAGACCAUACCUGAAAUCCAACGUACAAAUCUCAGCAACACCGUUUUAUUAUUAAAGUCGUUAGGGGUGAAAGACUUACUUGAUUUUGACUUCAUCGAUCCUCCACCUCAAGAUACUAUCACCACCUCGUUAUUCGACCUCUGGGCGCUCGGAGCACUUGACAACAUUGGGGAAUUGACGGACCAGGGGAGGAAAAUGACGGCCUUCCCCAUGGAUCCCUCCCUGGCCAAAUUACUGAUCACGUCUAUAGAAUACGGCUGCAGCGAAGAAAUGCUCACCAUAGUUUCUAUGCUCUCAGUCCCCAGCGUUUUCUACCGUCCAAAAGAACGCCAAGAGGAAUCAGACGCUGCGCGCGAAAAGUUCUUCGUUCCCGAAUCAGAUCAUCUGACUUACUUGCAUGUCUAUUCGCAAUGGAAGUCCAAUGGGCACUCGGACGCUUGGUGUACACGACAUUUCCUCCAUCCAAAGUCCCUUCGUCGAUCUAAGGAGAUCAGAGAACAAUUAUUGGAUAUUAUGAAAAUGCAACGCAUGAGCAUGGUUUCUUGCGGCACUGACUGGGACGUUAUACGCAAAUGUAUAUGCUCGGGUUAUUACCAUCAAGCCGCAAAAGUCAAGGGAAUAGGCGAAUAUGUCAAUUUGCGCACUUCUGUCACAGUACAAUUACAUCCAACUUCGGCACUUUACGGAUUAGGUUAUCUACCUGAUUAUGUCGUCUAUCACGAGUUGAUUCUCACAUCAAAAGAAUAUAUGUCGACUGUUACAUCAGUAGAUCCACACUGGUUGGCUGAAUUAGGAGGUGUGUUCUUUAGUGUGAAGGAGAAGGGUUAUAGUGCGAGGGAAAAAAGGGUUACCGAGGUGGAGUUCAACAGAAAGAUGGAGAUCGAGGCGAAGAUGGCCGAGGAUAAAUUGAGAGAAGAAAAGAGGAUAGAAGCGGAGGAUAAUAAAUUGGCGAGGAAACCGAUAGGUAUCACAGAUGGAAGCGGGCCGGUAGUUAAGAAAGUCACCGCGAAGGGCGCGGUGAGAAGACCUGUUGCGAGACGGCCUGGAAGGGGAUUCUGA
Molecule: messenger RNA, 3003 nt
Organism: Sclerotinia borealis F-4128
Lineage: Eukaryota; Fungi; Ascomycota; Leotiomycetes; Helotiales; Sclerotiniaceae
Source: the annotation of a GenBank genome assembly